Messenger RNA from Ambispora gerdemannii, 531 nucleotides. Lineage: Eukaryota; Fungi; Glomeromycota; Glomeromycetes; Archaeosporales; Ambisporaceae. The record is from the annotation of a GenBank genome assembly.
AUGGAAACUCCGCAAUUGUCCUGGUUCGUAUCUCUGUUCUGGUAUACCACCAUUACAGAAGUAUAUUUUGGUGUUUUCCCUGGAUGGAAUUACAGAGAUAGCUUACAUUGUUUUUACGUUUCUUUUGUGGAAAAGAAGGAUUUUCGAUAUAGAAAAUGGCCAACAAGUUUACGUUUGGAAUAUUGCAAAAGAAAAGAUAUUCAAGUAUUACACAAAAAUUAUCAGAGGCAAUUAUGGUUAAUACAUGCUAGUUUAGUCACGGCAUUACUUUGGACAACUUUAUACUGGAUGCAUGCUGGUGUUUUUCAAGAAAUUUAUUCUGCGACGGGACUUCACAACGAGAAAACGUGGCGGCCAUUUAAUGUUUUGUUAUUAGUAUUGAUUCCGUUUGCUGCAAAAGGGGUUCGCGAUGAAUCUUCAUUUCUUUUAAUUAUUGCAUCUUUAGCGAGUUUAGGUCAAUGCUUGUUUACAGUUCAAGCUGUUUGGACUUGGUGUAUUCCGUUAUAUAUUGAUGUCAAAGAAGGUAUUUAG